AUGAUGGAAGGGGAUAUCAAAGCGGAGCAAGUUCAACAUCCGAGUCCCCUAGAGGAUAUAUUGGAGCACACAGACGUUUCGGCGCAGCCAUCGGCUAAAGGCAAGAACAAGAGCAAGGAUAAGGAUUCUGGAGGCGCCGCUACGAAAAGGCGAUGUGUGAGCACGGCUUGCAUUGCCUGCCGUAAAAGGAAGAGCAAGUGUGAUGGCAAUUUGCCCAAAUGCGCUGCUUGCGCAUCGGUCUACUUGACCGAAUGUGAAUAUGCGCCACACACCGACCAUCGGCGCAAAGGGGUUUACAAAAAGGAUGUGGAUGCCUCCAAGACCAAGAAUUCCACACUCCAGAUCCUCGUACAGGCUAUCCUGAAUGCUGAGGAGGAGGAUGUCAUGGAUCUGGUCCGGCAGAUACGGACAUGCGACAAUCUAGAAGAACUUGCGGUUACCAUAGACGCUCAAGAGAAAGGCCUGAUGGAAGGGCACGAUGACUCUCCAAUGUAUGAGGCUGAAUCUGGCGUACCGAAAUUUGAAGCCGAACUUUCUGGGAAGAUGGGCGAUCUGAUGCUGGACGGGUCUGUCAAAUUCAUUGGGGGAACGUCGAAUUUGAUCUGGCUUCCUGAGGAAUAUGAACAUCGAGGCACACACAGCUCACCAACUUACCAGCGGGUCGUGGUGCAACCUCACGAAGAGGCUGUUCUUUCAUGGACGACCGUCACCCAAGACAAAGAGGCAAUUCUCCAUUUUAUGAACAUGUACUUUUGCUGGCACUACGCCUUCUUCACGACCUUGGCCAAGGAACUUUUCUAUCGAGAUUUCCUCACCGGGACAUCCUCACAGUACUGCUCGCCUCUCCUUGUCAAUGUUAUGCUAGCGCUCGGGUGCCACUUCUCAUCCCGACCUGAAGCAAGAGCGGAUCCAGCGGAUUCUGGGACCACUGGUGACCACUUCUUUGCAGAAGCUAAAAGGCUCCUUUACGAGAACGACGAGUUUGCCAACGCGAAACUAUGUACAGUCCAGGCUCUGGCUUUGAUGUCCGUCAGAGAAGCCGGAUGCGGUCAUGAAAGCAAGGGCUGGGUAUACAGUGGCAUGAGUUUUCGAAUGGCUUGUGAUCUCGGAUUGAACGUGGAUACGGUGCCUAUCAAUGAAAUGUCACGCUUGACAGAUGAGGACAUUGAUGCGAGGCGGAUAACCUUCUGGGGUUGUUUCCUCUUUGACAAGUGCUGGUCUAACUACCUGGGACGGCAACCUCAACUUUUAACGCCAAACAUCACCAUGAAGAAGCCUGACGUGUUCCCAUCGGAAGACAGUGAAAUGUGGUCGCCAUAUACAGACUCGGGCAUCAUUCAGGCCCAUGCGCAACCGGCGCGUACCAGAGCUGUUGCAUUGCAACUGUCUAAACUGGCCGAGAUUUCCAGCGAUCUCCUGACAUCGUUCUAUAAUCCGCAGAUGCUCGAUAAACCUCCUCCGAGACAAACCGAACUCAAACGACUGAGCGAUCUACAUACUAGAUUGGAAGCGUGGAAGCAAGGGUUGCCGCCUGAACUGGAACCGAGGGAGGGCCAACUCCCCCAGGUCCUGCUGAUGCAGUAUGUCUCUGAAGUUCCAUAA
Fonsecaea nubica is the source of this 1602-nucleotide messenger RNA. RefSeq lists its product as hypothetical. The record is from RefSeq and is a predicted model, not a curated record. Gene Ontology annotation, biological process: regulation of DNA-templated transcription; DNA-templated transcription. Gene Ontology annotation, molecular function: DNA binding; DNA-binding transcription factor activity, RNA polymerase II-specific; zinc ion binding. NCBI's taxonomy places the organism in Eukaryota, Fungi, Ascomycota, Eurotiomycetes, Chaetothyriales, Herpotrichiellaceae. The transcript has 2 exons. Bases 1 to 1602 code for a protein of 533 amino acids.